AUGGCACCACCACCGCCCCCUCUGCCGACCGACUUCAGCAAGCGAACCACUUUCAAAGAUGAGUUGGCCAGACUUCGUCAACUCCCGAAAGAUAAGCAGGCGGAGGUGAUCGCUGGUAUCGAGAGAGAUUCUGCGGAGUUCCUCGGGUCUCGUCCUCAUCCGUCGGUAACACAGCAAGGAGGACAUCUCGACUUCAAGAUAUACGAGGACGAUGAAACUGCCGCGGAACAUGCGGGAUCGCUGGAGGCAACGAAGAUGGAAGCAGAGCACGAAGGUCGCCGAAACCUGCGCAAGAUGGGCUUCAAAGUCGUGGUCAACAAGACGGCCAACCCGCAGUCCGUCCCCGGCAGACCUGGAGUCAUCACUGGAGCCGGCGCCGACGCUCCUCUGACCAGCGAUCCUCGCUUCAAGAAACGGGCGGACUACGGGAUCAUCAAGUUCGGUGCUGGUCCGGACCCUCCUCUUACGUCUGGCCCGCGCUUCAAAAACAUGGCUCUGCUGGGUGAACUGACUUUCGGCUCCGUGAAGCCGGAUGUUCUCUGA
This is a messenger RNA of Neohortaea acidophila, 543 nucleotides long. RefSeq lists its product as uncharacterized. Bases 1 to 543 code for a protein of 180 amino acids. The transcript is spliced from 2 exons. NCBI's taxonomy places the organism in Eukaryota, Fungi, Ascomycota, Dothideomycetes, Mycosphaerellales, Teratosphaeriaceae. The record is from RefSeq and is a predicted model, not a curated record.